Coniosporium apollinis CBS 100218 is the source of this 375-nucleotide messenger RNA. Its product is annotated as V-type proton ATPase subunit F. The record is from RefSeq and is a predicted model, not a curated record. Gene Ontology annotation, biological process: proton transmembrane transport. The transcript has 4 exons. Bases 1 to 375 code for a protein of 124 amino acids. Gene Ontology annotation, cellular component: proton-transporting V-type ATPase, V1 domain; fungal-type vacuole membrane. Lineage: Eukaryota; Fungi; Ascomycota; Dothideomycetes. Gene Ontology annotation, molecular function: proton-transporting ATPase activity, rotational mechanism.
AUGGCAGCUCCCCCUUCAGCGUACAAGGAUAGACAGUUCCUCGCCGUUAUCGGUGACGAGGACUCAGUGACCGGCCUACUCCUCGCGGGCGUCGGUCACGUCACGGAACCCCCAGACUCGCAACGCAACUUCCUAGUAGUGGAUCAGAAAACCGAGAACUCGACGAUCGAAGCGGCGUUUGAGCGCUUCACGCAGGAGAGGAAGGACAUAGCGAUAGUGCUCAUAAAUCAGCACAUCGCGGAUAAGAUCCGGCACCGCGUCGACACGUACACGGCGGCGUUUCCGGCGCUCUUGGAGAUUCCAUCGAAAGACCACCCAUACGACCCAGAGAAGGAUAGCGUGUUGAAGAGGGUGCGCCGGCUCUUCGGCGAGUAG